Molecule: messenger RNA, 741 nt
Organism: Aureobasidium vineae
Lineage: Eukaryota; Fungi; Ascomycota; Dothideomycetes; Dothideales; Saccotheciaceae
Source: the annotation of a GenBank genome assembly
AUGGCACACGUUCGCAAGCGCCAGUUCCAACCAUCGAACCAGUCGUCGAUCAAGUCCUUCUUCACACCCGUCGGAACCAGCUCAGCUCCAUGCUCAGCAGACGUCGACGACUAUGCCCUGCCGCUGAAACCCACCGUACCCGAUCAUGUGCAGUCUUUGCUCAUCAACGUCGGUAUGCGCGUCCGCAAGUCGGUGCCUGAAGGAUACAAGACGCACAAGUCGCUGCCAGUGCCAACCAUCUCAUACAUGCACCCCGCCAGCAUCCCGACACAGGAUGAGAACGACCUGCCCGUCAGCAGCGCCCCAGAACUCUACACCAAGCCAUCAGAACUCACUCCCUUCUGUGGACUGCACAAGAUCGGCGGCAUCAGCUCACAACCUACCUCGUCUGCCCCUGGCCUGUCAUACACCCAGUCCACCAUCGCAUCCUCAGUCGACAUGCCUCAAACACCACAGACAAACACACGCAAGAGAAGCUACGCAGACGACAUGGACGCAGAACUCGAUACCUACUUCGACAAUGAGCUCGAGCAGAACGACUCGAUGCUCGACGAUACGACUUCACCCAAGCCAAAGUACCCUCUCAGCCAUUCAUCCAUGCCCAAUCUGAGCGCUCAGAGCAGCAUCGUCAGCCCCCAAAGCAGACCCAAGGCUCGCAUGAAGACUCGCUCGCCCCACAAAUUGACUCAAGACUUUUCCGAUGAGGAUGUCGCUUUCCUCCAGCCCAUGGACUGCGAGUAA